GGGUAGGAUUAGACUGGCAAUGGAUGAGCUGGAAGAGACGAAGGCUGAAAUGGAAAAAGAGAAAAAAGAAGCAGAAAAGCACAUGACUGAAUUGAAAAAGGAAGAGCAAGACAUUAAGGAGAGUAUCAACAAGAUGAGAGACAACCUUGAGCAGAUCACAGCUGAAAUACAACAACAGAGAGAUGAUGUAGACAGGGCAAUGGGAGAAGUAAACAUCAAAAAGAAUGAACUGCAAGUAAGCUCUAUAGAGGUGAAUAAACAGAGACAUGAUAUGUCAAAUGAAAAGAUCAGGAUGGAACAAGACAAACAAAACAUUCAAGGUGAAAAGGCUGAACUGGAACGGAUCAAGACUGAGUUACAAGAAAGGUCUGAGAAUCUAGAUCAACUCAUGGACAUGACAAAACGAGAAAAGGAGGGCCUUGAAGUGAUUUCUGGCCAGAUUCAGAAGGAAAGAGAGGAUAUUACAAAACAAACGGAAGAUGUCAAGAAUACAACACAGGUUCUUGAGGCAAUGAAAGCUGAAGUUGAGUCAGAGAAACAAGGAAUCAAAAACAUCAAGAAGAUGCUAUCAAAUGACAGAGAAGAAAUUGAACAAGUCAAGGUUGAGAUGGAAGCAGAAAAGAAAGAUUUUAACAACCUGAACAGCAAAAUGAAAGAAGAUAUGAAUGUGCUGGAAGAAAGGAAGGCUGAAAUGGAAAAAGAGAAAAAAGAAGUAGAAAAGCACAUGGCUGAAUUGAAAGAGGAAGAGCAAGAUAUUAAGGAGAGGAUCAACAAGAUGAGAGACAACCUUGAACAGAUCACGGCUGAAAUACAACAACAGAGAGAUGACGUAGAAAUGACCCUGGGAGAAUUAAACAUAAAAAAGAAUGAACUGGAAGCAAGCACUAUACAGAUGGAUACACAGAGAGAUGAGAUGUCUAGUGAAGAGUCAGAACUAGACAAACUACAUUUAGAAAAUCUAGAAAUUACAAUAAAUAAACGAGGAGAUGAGCUGAAAUCUAUGAAGAUUGAUAUACAAAAUCAACAAAUCGAGACAAAAGACUCAAAGGAACAGGUCGAUGCAGAAACACAAACCCAGGUGUUCCAGAUGGAGAAAGGUACAGAACAAGUGGAUAUGGCAACACAGACAUCUUCACCAGAGAUGAAAGGAGGACAUGCAAAAGAAGAGGAACAUAUGAAACUAAAGAGAGUAAGAAAUUGGGAGAAAGAAAAUGAACUGGUCCUCACAAUGAUUCAGAUUGACAAACAAAAGGAAGACAUGGAAAACAACAAGGUGGAAAUAGAGAGAGCGAAGAACAAGUUGGAGAACAUCAAAGCUGAGAUACAAAUAGCCAAAGAGGAUCUGAAGAAGAGGAGAAGCGACACAGAUCUGGAAGAGGGAACAAGUCUUAUUCAGGGGCAGAAGCUGAUGCUGGUGGAGACUGAGAGACAAAGGCAGCUUGGAGAUUCCUCUCAAUCCACUGAACAGGAGGAACUUGCAUGGACAUCAACAACUGAGCAGGUGCUCCUAGACCAGAGGUCAGAGGAGACACUCUCAAAGAUAGAUCAUCUGAAGAAAAUCUGGCUGAAGGCCAAAACUGAGAGGAAAGAGAUCGAGAGGAUGAAACAUCGAGUUCAGGAGAUGAGAGAACUCCUGGAGAGAAGACUGGAGGUGAUCCAAAAACACGAGCUGGUUCAGAGAGCACGACUACAAAGAGAGAAAGAGGAGCUUGAGAAGAUGAAGGCAGAGCUCAAAAUAAGUAACCAAACUCUAAGCAGAGAAUGGGAUAGAGACAAGAGGAAACUUGAGGAGAAAGAUAAAGAACUGGAUAUGAUAAAAGUGGAGAUGCUAAAACAGAUUGAAAGACUCCAGGUCUGCAUGGAGAGCAUGUCACAAUCACUAUUAAUGACAGAUAUAGGUAUGCAAACUUCAGAGGAGGACCUGGUCCUUGCACAUGAGAGAUCAACCAAGAGAGUGAGAGAGGAGGAUCUAUCAAAGAUCAUUCUUCUCGAAACAUCUGGGAGAGAAGAAACCACAGGGGACUUUGACAGAUCUAAUCUGGAGUUCAAAGGUCAAGGUCAUACUGAGGAAGGAGCGUUGCGCACAAAGACUCAGGUGAGACCAGGAGGAGCUCUGGAGGGAUUACCUGAGGUGCUACGGAGGAUUUGGCGCCUCUGUUGUUGCUUCUGCUGCAGCCGCUGCUGUGGAGUAAGAGAAGAAGAGGAGGAUGAGAACUUGUGAUCGGAUCUCCAUACCUCACAAAUAGUUUGUUUUAUAAAAUUAUAAAUCAUUUAAUGUAUCAUAAUUAUUCAGUAAAUAUGAUAGUGUGUGUAUAAGUGUGCAAUGUUUUCUGUGUGUUUAAGAAAAGUUCAAAGUUGAAGCAUUGACAAAUAAAUGUUAAGGCAUUAAAUAUAUAUUUACCUGUAUUUUCAGGUGAGGGGAUGUGGCCUACUACUAUUAUUGGCAAGCCACUAAAAGAUUUAAAAUAACUGAAGUUGCAGUAUAUAUUUUGAUAAUAUUCAUUUUUAUUUUUUUUAAAUAAAGUUAUCAAGCCUAAAAAUGUGCUUAAGCUUGUCUCAAUUAUUUCUUUAAUACAUUUGGACAAUAUCAUGUUCAUGUUUGAGGACAAAACUAUUAACAUGCCGAAGUCGAAAUCAUGUAACCACACAAAAAAAAACGUUAGUCUGAAGUUGACAGUUAUUUGUAUCAUUUAUUCAACAUACAGGUGUCUUGGGAAAUAAAAUAAUCAAUAAGGACCGAUAAGAGUCCUCCUCAACAUGUUUUGCUUGUAGUAUGAACCAACACAAAGCGGAUGAGAUGACAAACAUGAUGAGAAAAUUCGACCAUUGACAAAUUACAACUCAGGAGAACAUGCGCGAGACUCCAACCGUCCUGAACAACAG
This is a messenger RNA of Osmerus eperlanus (European smelt), 2883 nucleotides long. RefSeq names its product cingulin-like protein 1. The coding region runs from base 20 to 2221 and encodes 733 amino acids. The record is from RefSeq and is a predicted model, not a curated record. The transcript has a single exon. NCBI's taxonomy places the organism in Eukaryota, Metazoa, Chordata, Actinopteri, Osmeriformes, Osmeridae.